UCGGCGGGAUAUUCAAACUUCGGGGAAAGUAAACAGCUUCACUCUGCAGCACGACUAGCUACGCGGCGGUUGGCAGUGCGGUUUGCGUGGGUUUGACUUUGGCAAACCGCUAUAGGAGAGUCCAGUCGUUCCUUUAUAUAUAAAAGGUUGUAUCUGUCACAAGACGGAACCAUUAACGUAAACAGGAGUCUGUCGUUUUUGAAAUUUUGAAAAACGGGAAGCACCAUUGCCAGGUUUGCUUGACGGUGAAGAUAAAAUGGGAGAUUCGGGAGGACAGACGCGUUCUGCCUACGAGCGCCUGACUGCGGAUGAGAUGGACGAGCAGCGGAUCCAGAACGUGGCCUAUCAGUACCUGUGCCGCCUAGAGGAAGCUAAGAGGUGGAUGGAGGCCUGCCUCCAUGAGGACCUGCCGGCCCCCACUGAGCUAGAAGAAGGCCUUAGGAAUGGUGUUUGGUUGGCCAAACUCGGCCAUUGUUUCGCCUCCAAUGUAGUUCCACUGAAGAAGAUCUAUGACCUGGAUCAGGAAAGAUACAAGGCAAACGGAUUGCAGUUCCGGCACACGGAUAAUAUCAACUACUGGCGUAGCGCCAUGGCGGAAGUCGGCUUGCCAACGAUCUUCCAGCCGGAGACCACAGACAUCUACGACAAAAAGAACAUGCCGAGGACCGUGUACUGCAUCCAUGCUCUCAGUCUUUACCUGUUCAGACUGGGUUUGGCUCCGCAGAUCCAUGACCUUUGUGGCAAGGUCAAGUUUACAGAGGAGGAGAUCAAUAAUAUGAAGCGGGAGCUGGAUAAGUAUGGCAUUCAGAUGCCAGCUUUCAGCAAGAUCGGGGGGAUCCUGGCCAAUGAGCUGUCGGUGGACGAAGCUGCAGUGCACGCAGCAGUGAUAGCCAUCAAUGAGGCCGUGGAGCACGGCUGCUUAGAGGGCACCGCUCAGGCCUUGCGGAACCCCAACGCCAUGCUGGCUGACCUGCAGGAGCACCUCAUGCCCGUGUACCAGGAGAUGCUGCGCCAGGCCAGGGCUCAGAAGGCCGCCCGCGCCUCAAACAAGGUGAAUGGCUCUGAGAAAGACAUCUAUGAGGAGUACCUCGCCCAGAAGGAGAUUCAGGAAAACAUCAACAAAGUCAACGUGCGCGCGGCACUGGAGUGCGUGGAUGAAGCACUGGACUGCAGUGAUGCUCUGGCCCUCCUCUCGGCCCUGCAGGCCCCCUGCCUGGCCUUGCGCGGCCUCCGCCGAGAGAACGCUGCCUGGUACCUAGAGCAGCUGGCCGCUGACCGGGAGCAGAAGGCCUUGGACCUGGGCUCUGUGGACCCUCUGGGCCAGGAGGAGCUGCAGGAGGGGGUGUCUAUGGCCAAUGAAGAAGCGCAGCGCUCCCACACGGUGGAGCGGGCAGUGAGUGCCAUUAACAAGGCCCUGCGGCAAGGUGACCCCCGACAGACCACCCGCGCCUUGAUGAACCCGGAUGCCCAGCUCCCGGAUGUGUUCCCCUUCGCUUCUGAGCUCUACCAGAGAGAGCUGGCGCCCUUGCAGGAACAGAGCCCUGAGGGGGGGCUGCAGCAGGAGGAGCUCUUCGUAGCUGUGGAGAUGCUGUCCGCGGUGGCUUUGAUAAACCAGGCCGUGGAGGUGCAGGAUUCUGGUGCUUUCUGUGUCAGACUCAUCAGCCCAGCAGCAGGACUGGCCGACAUCGAGGACGGGCUGAUCCAGAGAUACUUUGAGCAGCUGUGUGUGCUGAAGAAACGGGCCGGCAGGGCCUUGUUGACGUGGAACGAGCUGCAGGGGGGGCUGAACGCCGUCAACGCGGAUGCACAGGAGGAACACGACCAAAUACUGUCCAUCGGGCUGAUCAACAAGGCCCUUUGUCACAGCCGCCCCCAGGACACCCUGGCUGCGUUGCUGUUGCCCUCAAGUGGCCAGGAGGGGGUACAGCCACAGAAUGCCUGGCGGUACCAUGAGGUGCUGAGUCGUGCCAAGCGACGCAAAGCAGAGGAGAGCAGGGACCCCGGAGCAGAGCUGUGGUUGGCUGACAUCCAAGAGGGAGUGAGGCGAGCCAAUCAGGACACACAGACAGCGCUGAAGAUGUCGUUGGGUCUGGCGGCAGUCAACCAGGCAGUCAAAGAGGGCAAAGCGUCCCAAACGCUGCGAGUCGUUCGUCUACCAGAGGUGGCGCUGCGGAGUGUGGUCCCUGAAUGUGCCGCAGCAUAUCAGGAUGAACUGUCUGGCCUUUUGAGGGCCAAAGCAAUGGAGGGUGACAAUAGGAGCCCUUGGGUCAGACACAGCCUUCCGGAUGGCAGCUCGUACUACUUUCACCUACAGAAGCUGGAAGGCACAUGGGAAAGACCUCAGGGCUUUGUGCACAACAGCCUGUACCUGGUGCAUGCUGAGAUACAGGCAGUUCUGUCCAGUGUGACGCGGACCCACAGCCGCGAGCUGCAGUGGAAAGCCAGUGAGCCCCUGCUAGUGCAGCUGCAGGCCCGUAUGCGGGGCUUCCUGGUGCGGCAGACGCUGGGGGCCCGUCUGCAUUUCCUGCGCACCCAGCUGCCUGCCGUCAUCACCAUCCAGGCCCAUUGGAGGAGGUUCUGGCAGCAGCGCGCCUACAGGCAGAGGCUACAGUACCUGCGCAGGAACUGGAGGGCUGCCGUCAAGAUUCAGGCCUGGGUGAAAAUGUGGCUCGCCCGUAGGAGGUACAGAGCACGGCUGAGAUACUUCCGGAAGCAUGUGGAUGCCAUUGUGAAGAUUCAGGCAUUUUUCCGGGCAAAUAAGGCUCGUGAAGACUACAGGAUGCUGGUGCAUUCUGAAACCCCCACCCUCUCCGUGGUGAGGAAGUUUGCCCACCUGCUUGAGCUGGGCGACUCUGACAUCCGCCAGGAGGGGGAGCUGUUGCGGUUACGGGAGGAGGUGGUGCGCACCAUCCGUGCCAACCGGCAGCUGGAGGGCGACCUGGACCUGAUGGACCUGAAGAUCGGCUUGUUGGUCCGGAACCGGGUCACUUUGCAGGAAGUCGUUUCCCAUUGUAAGAAGCUGACGAAGAAGAACAAGGAGCAGCUGUCAGACAUGAUGGCUCUGGAUAAACAGAAGGGCCUGAAAUCGCUGAGCAAGGACAAGCGCGAGAAACUGGAGGCCUAUCAGCAUCUCCUCUACCUGCUGCAGACGCAGCCCCUGUACCUGGCCCAGCUGAUCUUCCUCAUGCCCCAGAACAAAUCAACCCGCUUCAUGGAGACAGUCAUCUUCACUCUCUUCAACUAUGGCUCCGACUGCAGAGAGGCCUACCUGCUUUUACAGCUCUUCACUGCCGCCCUACGCCACGAGAUCAAAAUGAAGGUGGAUCAGCCCCAGGAGCUUGUGAUGGGGAACCCCACAGUUAUCAAAAUGCUUGUGAGUUUUUAUCGCCAUGCCCGAGGCCAGAACGCCCUCAAGGAUAUCUUGGGGCCCGCAAUCCGAGAGGUGCUGCAGGAUCGGACCCUCAGCAUCCGCACUGACCCGGUGGAGAUCUACAAGACCUGGAUCAACCAGACAGAGUCCCAGACCGGCCACAAGAGCUCCCUGCCCUAUGAGGUGAGUGCUGAGCAGGCCCUCGGCCACCCCGAGGUGCAGCGACGUCUGGACAUCGCCAUCGGCAAUCUGAAGACCCUGACGGACCGUGUGCUCGGCGCCAUCACGUCCAACCUGCACAAGCUGCCAUAUGGAAUACGUUACACUGCCAAGGUCCUCAGGGAGGCUUUGCAGGAGAAGUUCCCUCGGGCUACUAAGGACGACCUGUACAAGAUUGUGGGAAACCUGCUGUACUAUCGCUACAUGAACCCGGCCGUGGUGGCCCCCGACGGCUUUGACGUGCUGGAGUUCUCCGCCGGCUCCUGCCUGCUGCCCGACCAGCGCCGCACCCUGGGCUCUAUUGCCCGCGUCCUGCAGCACGCCGCUGCCAACAAGCACUUCCAGGGCGACAGCGCUCAUCUGCGGGCCCUCAACGACUACAUCAGCGUCACGCACGCCAGGUUCAGCAAGUUCCUGCGUGCUGCUUGUGACGUCCCAGAGCCCGAGGAGCGGUUCAACAUGGACGAGUACUCUGAGAUGGUUAUCCUCAACAAGCCCCUCGUCUACAUCUCCAUCAGCGAGCUCAUAAACACCCACAAGCUGUUGCUGGAGCACCAGGAGUCCCUGUGUUCGGACCCCUCUGAUCCCCUCUUGGAGCUGCUGAAGGACCUUGGGACAGUACCUUCUGUCCAGGCUCUCGUGGGGGAGGGUGUGGUCAGCUCUGGGGAUCCAAACACAGAACAAAUCUUGGCUCAGUACAGCAAGAUGGAAGUUUCCCUCACCCUCACCAGCAAGUUCGACAUCUUCCGUAACUCUGACGAGCGACCUGAUGCAAGGGGAAUCCUGCUUAGCACCAAGCAGCUGAUCAUUGACGUGAUCCGCUCUCAGCCUGGAGAGACACUGAGCGACGUGCUCAGAGCCUCCAUAUCGGAGGACCAGGAGGCGCAGCAUUGCUGGAUGAUGCAGCGACGAGCGCAGCGCGAAGCCCACACCCCAGAGAAGAUGAAGAGGAACCAGUCCCUCAUCGCCGACGGCAACCUGUCCCUGGAGGAGAAAAAGAGGAAGAUCCUUCGCUGUCUCAGGAGACUCGAGGCGCUGGGUGUGCUGACCCCCCCAGAUGCAGAGGCCCAGAUCCUGCAGCUCAUCGCCAAGGACAUACGGCACCAGCGGCUGUAUCGCCAGCGGAGGCAGGCCGAGCUGGUGAAGCUGCGGCAGACGCUGCAUAGCCUGCACUGUAAGAGCUCCUUCCACAGCGAGCAGGUGGAUUACUACAGCCAGUACAUCGCCACCUGCCUGGACAACCUCACUUCCAAGAGCAGUAAGGCUGGCGGGAAAAAGAGCAAGCUCUCAGCCCUUACCUACACCGCCUCCAGACUCCACGAGAAGGGCGUGCUUCUGGAGAUCGAGGACCUGCCAGCCACACAAUUCAAGAACGUGAUCUUCGACAUCGUGCCCAGCGAAGAGGGCGGCACGUUCCUAGUGAAGGCCCGCUUCAUGGGAGUAGACAUGGAGAAAUUCCCCCUCAAGUACCAGGACCUGCUGCAGCUGCAGUACGAGGGGGUUGCCGUGAUGAAGAUGUUUGACAAGGCCAAAGUCAACGUGAAUCUGCUCAUCUUCCUCCUCAACAAGAAGUUCUUCAAGAAAUGAGCAGCGUAUAUCCACAGAGACACACUGCCGAUAUCUGUGAGCACAGAACGGUUAUUGGUGUUGACAGGAUUUACUUGGGGAAUUCAUUAUCUUUCAUAUUUAAUUUACAAAUAUAUAAAUGCGUACUCCUAAAUGUAUGUAUAAGCACAACACUAUAAUCUAAUGCAAUAAUCAGCCACUUAUUGCAGCUGAUAUUUGAAACUGAAAGUUGAGAAACAUGGACUUUAUGCGGAGAUUUACAGUACAUUUACCGUGGGGUGGGGCUACCAGGCUUAUAAUACUCUGGUGUAUGGCACACCUUCAUGUGCCAAGUGCCCCAUAGUUAAUCCCUCCCCAUUGCUAUUUUUUGGGGAGGGGGGUGUAAAUAAAGGUCAUUCAUUGUUGUAUGGGGCAGAGAAAUGAAAAUGGCCGGAAACAGUAUACAAACAAUCCCUAGGCAGAACAAGCCUGGUCUGCUGAAAAGUGCACUUAGAUGAACAAUUCUGGGGAAGGGAAGUACUAACCAGUAAGGCAAGGCCAUCGCACGAGAGGGAUGGUGAUGCCAAGUCAUUUAAAAAAAAAAAAAAGCAAUAUAAAACUGUAACACUGAUUACUGCACCACACCCUGUUUGAAAUGAGGUGUCUAAUUUUUUCCGAUCAUGUUUCACUGUCAUUUAACAGGAAUGCAAGCCAUAUUUAGGGGUGAGGUCUGGUUUUUUAAGGUAUUUAAAAUAUUAAAUAUUUUAAGUAGUAGAAAAUUCAAUAUUUUGGGCAAAAAAAUAAUUUUUCUCUAAGGAGCUAUAUAAAUACGAUUUCACCGUCCCAUAAUUCAAAUUUUUUUGAUACAUUAAAUCGUUACUGUUUGCCUUACUAAGUGAUGUUUGUGUUUUAUAGUACUUAAUACUCAGGCUUUGCUGAAUAGUGAAUUUUCAGUUUUCAUUUUAAUUUGGCAGUGCAUUUUAAUCCCCAGACUUCGCAUGCGUUAUGUUACGAUAUGGCUUGAAUUGAAGCACUCCAAAUGGCAUGUAUUAUGUACAAUCCAGUAAGAUUCGUUUGUCCGUGGCUUCAGUGGGCAAACCUAUUUGCUGUUUUAAUCUUGGUCCCUAUACUCCUGAUUUAUUUUUGACAUGUUCAGUUGGUCAUCAGAUUUUUCUGUUUCGCUGUGUUAAAGGAAAUGAUAGCUGUGAAUGGCGACUUCCUUCGAUUGUGGCUUCUGUUGGAUCUAAAACUGUUGGGCAGAAAUCAGCACAAAUGGGAAACCUUUGGCUUGGACCAUGAGGGGAGCUGAUGGGGGGGGGGAACUAUAUACAUGGACCUAUUUAACCUGAGUUUGUUUGGCCAUAAAAUCUUAAGAUGGCAUAAUGUAAAUAUUUUCUGUCUUGCUAUUUUAAUCUAACUCUUGCAUAAGAUUAUCGCUGUAACUUAAAUAAACUUCUGAAAACAGUGUA
Paramormyrops kingsleyae is the source of this 6603-nucleotide messenger RNA. RefSeq names its product IQ motif containing GTPase activating protein 3 (gene iqgap3). Lineage: Eukaryota; Metazoa; Chordata; Actinopteri; Osteoglossiformes; Mormyridae. Gene Ontology annotation, biological process: regulation of GTPase activity; mitotic actomyosin contractile ring assembly actin filament organization. Gene Ontology annotation, cellular component: cell cortex. The record is from RefSeq and is a predicted model, not a curated record. Gene Ontology annotation, molecular function: GTPase activator activity; calmodulin binding; actin filament binding.